Molecule: messenger RNA, 2080 nt
Organism: Cannabis sativa
Lineage: Eukaryota; Viridiplantae; Streptophyta; Magnoliopsida; Rosales; Cannabaceae
Product: organic cation/carnitine transporter 7
Exons: 6
Coding region: 183-1691 (502 amino acids)
Biological process (GO): transmembrane transport
Cellular component (GO): membrane
Molecular function (GO): transmembrane transporter activity
Source: RefSeq, a predicted model, not a curated record
AAAAUUUCAUAGGAGCAAAAAAGAGAACACAAAAGCUGGAUUUGUCGGUUGAGAAGACAACUGUGAAGAGAGCGGGAAAGCGAACGACUUCUAUCUCAAAGGACACACCAAAAUCACCAUUGACAGGGACCCUGCAACCUCAAGAACGCGGAGACCGCCAUACCAAUUCCAAGUUUCCAUAGAUGCCACCAGAAGAUGGCAGCAAAACCUUUACUGUGGAUGAGGCCCUUCUGGUCAUGGGGUUCGGAAACUUCCAUGUUCUUGUGCUCUGUUACGCGGGCAUGGCUUGGAUUUCUGAGGCAAUGGAGAUGAUGCUGCUUUCUUUUGUUGGGCCAGCUCUUCGAUCAGCAUGGGGUAUCUCAUCUCAUCAACAAAGCCUUAUAACUAGUGUUGUUUUUGGUGGCAUGCUCGUCGGAGCUUAUUCGUGGGGCAUUGUUUCGGACAAAUAUGGAAGGAGGAAAGGAUUCCUCAUGACAGCUAUGGUUACUGCCGGUGCUGGAUUUAUGAGUGCACUUGCUCCCAAUUAUUUAACAUUGCUUAUUUUUCGUUGUUUGGUUGGUGUUGGGUUGGGAGGUGGUCCUGUACUCUCAUCUUGGUUUCUGGAGUUCAUUCCUGCUCCUAACAGAGGUACUUGGAUGGUUAUUUUUUCAGCUUUUUGGACUCUUGGAACAAUUUUUGAGGCUUCAAUUGCAUGGUUUGUCAUGCCAACACUGGGUUGGAGGUGGCUUCUUGCAAUAUCUUCGAUACCGUCGUCCCUUCUCCUUCUAUUCUAUUGGGAUGCACCUGAGUCACCUCGAUUUUUAUGCUCGAAAGGAAGAACGGCUGAAGCACUCAAUGUUUUGGAAAAAAUAGCAAGAAUGAACAAAGCCAAGCUCCCUCCUGGUAUUCUUGUAUCUGAUCACCAAAUUGAGCUACAGGAAAAGAAUACUCCAUCAGAAGAAGAAGAUAGACGUUUACUGCCAUCUGUGGGGGGUGAAAGCACAAUUUCUAAGACAACAGAUACUAAGACGGGGGCAUUUUCAUCACUAUUAGUGCUUCUUUCCCCCAAAUUAAUUAGGUCUACCUUGCUUCUAUGGUUUGUAUUUUUUGGAAAUGCUUUUUCAUAUUACGGCCUCGUGCUGUUGACAUCUGAGUUGAAUAAUGGGCAUAGUAAAUGUUACCAAAGCAAUUUGCAAUCAUCAAAGUCACAGGAUGUCAACUACAGAGAUAUUUUCAUCACUAGUUUUGCAGAAUUGCCUGGACUUCUCAUAGCUGCCUUCACAGUAGAUAGACUGGGCCGUAAACGUUCAAUGUCAACCAUGUUUUUUGUGUGUUGCGUAUUUCUUUUUCCUUUGGUUAUCCAUCAGCCGCAGAAUCUGACUACAGCCCUUUUGUUUGGAGCUCGCACAUGUAUCACAGCAACCUUUACAAUUGUCUAUAUAUAUGCUCCAGAGAUAUACCCAACCUCAGUCAGAACAUCAGGUGUUGGACUCGCGAGCUCAGUAGGAAGAAUUGGUGGAAUGACAUGUCCCCUUGUUGCAAUAGGAUUAAUACACGGAUGCCAUCAAACUGAGGCGGUUAUUCUUUUUGAGAUUGUAGUUUUUCUUUCAGGGAUCAGUGUACUGCUCUUCCCAUUUGAAACCAAGGGUCGCGAAUUGAGCGAUCAUGUCCAUGUAGCUACCUUGAAUCAAUUAGAAUCAUCAGUAGUAUGAACACUCACUCACUUCAGUUAACAGGUACGGGGUAGCCCUCCUCUUCUUUAUAGUGUCAUAAUUUUGCUGAGAUUAUAUAUGUAUAAAUAUAUAAUAUAUAUAUAUAUAUUUAUAUAAACUACACAGAGAGAGAGAGACUAGGCUCCACCCUUCUCAUAGUCAUGCUUACCAGUUAAGGACACUAAAGCUCCACAGUUUUCAACUAUAGAGUACUUGUAAUAGAGUAUAUGGAUAGAUUACUUGUCUACUAAAGAAACAACUUGGUGUGCUUAUUAAGCAGCACCAUAAAAUACAUUACAUACUGCACCAGAAAGUAAAGAAUACAUUGUUUUAAGAGCUCAUUUGAAAUCAGAAUAAUAAUAAUAAUUUAACAUAUUCUGUUUUGUGCC